Molecule: messenger RNA, 188 nt
Organism: Ilex paraguariensis (yerba mate)
Lineage: Eukaryota; Viridiplantae; Streptophyta; Magnoliopsida; Aquifoliales; Aquifoliaceae
Source: the annotation of a GenBank genome assembly
CUACAAUAGGAGCUAAAGGAAGCAUUCGUAAGAAUCCCAAGAUAGCCAUAAGCAACAAUCGUGUGGAGCUGGGAGAUGAGAUGAGAGAGAGGUUGAUAAGGAAUCUGAUAAGGAAGAGAAAGCUAGAAGAUAGGCUCUCAGAUAAGGAAGCUGAACGGUCCUGCCUAUCUGAUAAGAUAGCUAUAUAG